AUUCCACCAUGGUGCAUACUGGGUUUUUAUGACAAUACGCAGGAUCACCGGUGGGACUAGAUUCGAUUGGUUGAUAUCCAAAGUGGUCUGCAACGUUCGCACGUGUUUAAAGAAUUGUUUAAAGGCCUGAAUGAGGUGAAGGAUCAAAAAAGUUUCAACAAACCUCGAUGGACGCACUUAAAGAGAUAUCAGAAUUCUUGGAUUUCAGAGCUCGCCUGGAUUUAAAAUCUAUUGCCCUACAGCAUGUGCUAAGUGUCACGGGCAGUAAUGAUGGGAUCGAAGUACUGUUGAGUCUCCCAGAGGUAUUGCGACAGCUCAUUCUACUUGUACAGGAUAAAUCAACCUCAGUUUGCAAGGAUGCAACGCUUUCACUUGUCAAUUUAUCUGCUAGUGAAGGAGGUGCAAGCGCCUUGCUAGUCAUAUCGGAAACAUCAAAGAUAAGCUCAGAUGAAACACCAAGUGAUAAUCUGGUACACGUCUGCCUCAGAUGUAUCUUAGAUAAGGAAAAUCAGUUGGCUGAUCCAUGCUGUAUGAUUCUCUCUAACUUGUCCCGAGCCCACUCUUCAACAGAACGAAUUGUCUCGCUAAUUGAACAUAGCGGGUAUAGCUGGGACAAAAUUGUUUCCGCAUUCACGUCACAGAAAUACAAUAAUAAAGGAGCUACGCUGCAUUACCUUGGCCCUCUUUUCAGUAACCUCAGCCAAUCAACUAAUGUGCGACGAUAUUUGAUGGACAAACAUCAUUGCGUGAUUCAAAGACUUCUUCCAUUCACAGAGUAUCGUGAAAGUAUGGUGAGAAGAGGUGGUAUUGUAGGCACUCUGAAAAAUUGUUGCUUUGAUACAGAAUACCAUCAAUGGUUAUUAAGCUCUGAGGUAGACAUUUUACCGAGACUUCUUCUGCCACUUGCUGGUCCUGAAGAAUUUGAUGACGAAGAUAAUGACAAGCUACCAAUGGAACUACAGUACUUACCUGAAGAUAAAACAAGGGAUUCUGAUCCUGACAUCAGAACUAUGCUCCUUGAGGCUUUACUACAGCUAUGUGCUACAAAAGAAGGUCGUCAAAUAUUGAGGGAUAAAAACGCUUAUGUCAUUCUGAGAGAAUUCCAUAAGUGGGAAAAGGAUAGAGCCGUUCUGCUAGCUUGCGAAAACGUCAUAGAUAUUUUAAUAAAAAAAGAGGAAGAAAUCGGAGUGGAUAGUUUAAAAGGAGUGAAUGUGCCAGCAGAAUAUGGGGAAAAAUUCAAAAAAAUGGACGAAGAUUUUCUCAACGAAUCAUAACAUAUUUUGAAUUAUAUCUGAUAAUAAAAAAUUUCUAAUGCUU
Messenger RNA from Athalia rosae (coleseed sawfly), 1317 nucleotides. RefSeq names its product protein HGH1 homolog. The record is from RefSeq and is a predicted model, not a curated record. The coding region runs from base 168 to 1274 and encodes 368 amino acids. Lineage: Eukaryota; Metazoa; Arthropoda; Insecta; Hymenoptera; Athaliidae. The transcript is spliced from 6 exons.